This is a messenger RNA of Fusarium poae, 981 nucleotides long. RefSeq lists its product as uncharacterized. Bases 1 to 981 code for a protein of 326 amino acids. Lineage: Eukaryota; Fungi; Ascomycota; Sordariomycetes; Hypocreales; Nectriaceae. The record is from RefSeq and is a predicted model, not a curated record. The transcript is spliced from 3 exons.
AUGGGUCGCUAUGUUUAUACCGAAAAAGGCGUUAUUGAUGCUGUAUUCGAUAUUACUAACGGUCCUCUAUCCCAGUACCAGACCUCCGAGAAAUAUGGAGUGGCUCAACCGGUACUCUCGAAAAGACUUUCGGGCCAGAAGAGCAGGAAAGAGUCUACACACACUCACCAACAGCUUUCCCCCAGUCAGGAUAAGUUGUUGAGCUUCCUAGAUGUUCCCGGCGGAUUGACAGCUAAAAAGGCAAACGAAAUGCGAACAGCCGUCACGCUCACUGAAUCUAGAGUAGAUUAUCGUGGCCGGUCGUUUCUUUUCCUGCCUUCGUCCCAUCGUAUUGCAAGAUAUCAAUUUCGGCAGAACGGACUAUUACUCCCAUUCGGGGCUUCACGCCGUGAAUUCCAACAACCAAAUCCAACAUUCUUUCAGACUACCGACAGCUGGCCGAUGUAUGAUAAUGCCGACCCUCUGAACGGCUGGUCUCUUAAGGAAGUUGAGACAACUUUUACCGGACUUGCAACGUCUGACAUAUAUGGAAAGCUCUAUUAUCGUAUCAGGGUUACGCUAAAGGCAUUUCUAGAGCGUAUUUCUAGCUUAAGCGUGGCGUUCGAACUACUUCAAGUUGAUGCGUCCAACCUUCCUGGUCACCUGGAGAAUCGGGUUUUUGAUCGGAUAGAGGUCUCCAAUAUUUCGGAUGGUGGAUAUCUUGGUAUCCAUCAAACCGUUGGCAUAAUGUCGCCAUUGCUUCAGGCUCCUGACAUCAACCCUCACGCGACUCUUAUCACGUUAUUAAUGAACGUUGUGGAUGAGAACAUGACCGACCAGGAUCAAAUUGCGGAUGCUACUAUGCAUAGCCCAUCAACGAAGCGCCUGCUCAAAUUCCUCCCUCCUAAUCACCCACCAACUAGUCGCUAUGACCCCGAUAUAAUUAAGUUCUCAUAUGCUCGUGACUUCGUUAGGACUUACGACCAAAUCUUUAAGAGGUGA